ACAGCUUCCACAUGGCAGUGUGUGUUCGUUUGCUGUAGGAUCUGUGUGUUCAGUUGUGUGUAUAUUUUUUUAACGUAGCGCGAUGGGAAAGUCGAAGAACGCAAGGUUCAGACGCGCGCCGGUUGCUUCGGAUCAACCCCCGGUAAAAGCUGUGAAACGCCCCGCUGAAGAUGAUAACGAAGAUGAGGUCGAGUCUCCGCAUGCAGAGUUACUGGAAAAGUUGCAGAGUCCGAGUGCAGACGACCGCGAGUAUGCUUGUGCGAGUAUUUCGCGUGUGGUUCAGCAGACUCAGACGAUCCCGAGCUUCCAGCAGAGAGACGCAGUAAGAAGGUUAGGCCCGCUUCUUCUGGACAGCAGCCUGGCGGUCAGAGAGGCCGCAACUGGAGCGCUUAGGAACCUGAGUGCGUGCGGAGGAGCCGAGGUGUGUGAGGACAUGGUGAGGCAGGACGUCCUGACUCCUCUCACCGCUCUGCUCAAUGAGUGCUGUGUGGGGAUGCAGGCGAGUUCCAGCCCUAUGAAGAAGGAGCAGAAACCCACAGUUGAGGACGUAGCCAAUGAAGCUGUGAAUUUGCUCUGGAAUCUCUGUGAGAGCAGCAGUACAGCAGUGGCUGUAUUUAAUAGAGCGAGACUUCUGGAUGUUUUGUUGCCGUGCAUCACCAAACAUCCACACAACGUCCAGCUCGCUUUAUCAGCAGCAAAUUGCUUGCACACAGUGACCGAGGAUAACUCCGACCUGGCAGGAAGUGUGAACAGCGCUGUUUUGGCCGCGUUAGAGAAUGUGUUGCUCUCCACACACUCCAGUUUGGAACACGUUCUCCUACGCACUCUGGCUGCAGGAACCGUGUGGAACCUGAAGAGCAGUCUCUCCUCCUCCUCCCGUCAGGCGGAGGCGCUCUCUGCCGUGGUGAAGACCCUGGCACACUGUCUCAGUCUGGAUGCUGGAUCGCUGAUCCCAGACCUGUGGCACAGAGAGUCGAGUCGCACCGGCACGACUGAUCUGGAGUCAGCCAGAAUGGAGGAGCAGCAGCAGGCUGGGGCCGGUGUGGAGGAAGACGAGGGGAUGGAUGAGGGAGAGAUGAAGAUGAACAGAGGAAAGAGGAACGGGAAAAAGAUGGAAAAAGAUUACACAGCCUUUUUGCCGAGGGACAAACCAGAGCUAAGGGAAGCCGUAGCACUUCUGACAGCACAGCAAACGUCGCUGGAGAUCAUUGUCAACAUGUGUUGCUCAGAUGAACCCUCCGAUGACGAGUGGGAGGAGAUGUCGAGCAGUGACGAGAGUGAGAUGUGCGCGGACGGUGUGGCAGACGGAAACUCCAGUCUCUUCUCUCCUCUCUGCCUUUCUGCAGAGUUACACACAACACUACUGAACCACAGCAUACCACAGCAGGUCCUGAAGAAGGCAGAGUUUCCCAGCCACGCUGCUUUGGAUAUUUGCUGCAGGGAUUCGGCAUGGAAAUGCCUCGUUAAGAAAAUGCAGCGGGUGCAGUGUCGGGCUCUGACCUGUCUCCAUAACAUGCUGGCUGUGAUGGAUCUGGAGUGUUUGGGUGGAGCUGCAGGACUGCAGGCUGUCGCUCAGCACCUCUCGUCUUUGAUCUUUAGCUCAGCAGAAGUUUUGAAGGAUGAGGAGUUCCUUGAGGCCGUAACCAGCGCCAUGCGUUCACUGCUCCAAAUAAUGGCCUCCAAAAAUCUCCCCCAGUGUAUGAGCCCUCAGCAGUUAAUGAGCAUGUGCGAAGCAGCAAUGCAGUGUGACGUGGUGAGUGUGAGGGUGAACGCUCUGGCUAUUCUGGGGAUCACAGGAAGCACACUAGCUAAAGACAAGGGAUCUGCUGAGACUCUCCAGCUGAUAGGAAAUGCGCUGCUGAGCGUAGCGUCUAAAGACGUGAACCUGGUGGCGUGCGGAGAGGCGCUGGAUGCUCUGUUUGACGUUUUUGCAGACGGCGAAGAGGCGGAGCGAGCCGCGCAAAACAUCAACCUGCUCGCCGCCCUGAGAUCCCUGCAGCCUGUGUUUACUGCCAAGAUGCGGAAAGAAGGCAGAGGAAAGUACAGCCCGGAUCAGCUCUGCGUCUUGGACAACGUCAAGGUUAACCUGCGCAGAUUCAUCGGCUACCUGGAGUCUCUGCGGAAGAAAUAGGACAUGCAGAUCAAAAUGGAUAGACUUGACUGAAAUUGAAUGUGAGGUUUUGGAGUUUAAAACUCCAGUCAGGAAUCUGUGGAACUGGCAGGCCAGUUUUUAUUUUUAUGAAUGAUUGUGGUACAGAGAACAGCAACACGUGUGCUCUAUAUUUGGGAUUUGAGAAUUUAGUGUAUUAAAUAAUACUCUAGUCCAAGAGAUAAAAUAAUGCUCAGGGUGAUCUGUAGCGGGAUCGGUAUAAUUUCACUUUUAAUUUAGACAUAUCACAUUUUUAAUAUUAUAUUUCUUACAUUUCACUGGUCACUUGGUUAGAUUGAUUAUGAUUAAAGAAUUUAAAGGAAUUUGGACAAGGAAAAAAAAAAUACAAACUCAUUUCUACUUAAAUUUUUUUUUUUAAACAGCGCUCUAUCAUUUGUUUUAUUACUAUAUAACUAUCCAACUGAAAUUUCUUUCUUAGUUUUUGUAUCAUGUCUCUGGCUUAAUAGACCCGAUCAUUUGUUGCUGUUUCAUUUUACACCCGAAUAGGGUGUAUAACCAGAAGGGAAAAAAUAUAGUUACAUAAGCCAAAUGAAUUUAUACACACUUAAGGAAAAGAAAAAUACUGUGAUGUACAUUAUAUUAAUAUAGUAUUAAUAUCAUCUUAUUAGUAUAAUAUUAAUAUUAUAUCAUGUAUAUCAAUAUAUUAAAUAUUACAUUAAAUUUCAUAUGAAAAUAGUUAUACAAGUUUUUCUUUUCCUGAAGUGUGUGUAUACAUUUUUUACUUUAUAUAUUAUUUUAUUUCUGGAUAUAUUAAGCACAAACGUGUACUGAAGUUCUGGUGCUGGUUUGUGGAUACUCCUGAUUGGAUCUUGAAGGACAAAUCCUGAUAUUCAUCUAAAAUUGUAGCUUUAAAUAUGAUGACAUGAUGAGGCAUUGAUUUUGCCUUGAAUAAAGACCUUGAUUAAUUUACAAGUCACUGAGAUCUGAGGAUAAUGUGUAAGAACUUAUGGUUUAGAAUUUUUUUUGUUCACUCUAUUAUGUAGAGUGUAAAGAGUGGAUUAUGAGUGGUUAUGUUUAAGGUUAUAAAAGUGUUUACGUUGAUUUAAAAAAAACAUAAACUGAUAGAUUUGGUGUAUGAUAUUUAUAUAUCAUUAGCAGCAUGCAUUUGAAAGUCAUUGUUUUAUUAUAGACUUUUUUUUUCCAAAACAUAUCGAAUGUCAUCAUUUCCUAACCUUCCUGUUCUGCAACAUGCUUGGUAUCCUGUGUUGCAUCUUUACUUUACUUAAAGAUCUAGAAAUCUGUCUCCCUCAAAAUCCUUUCCAUAAAUUUACAGCCUUGCUUCACACUUCAUUUAUCAUAUUUAAAAAAAAAACAAUUCUCGUGUGUUGAUUUAAUUUUCUAAAUACACACUGUGUUUCUAUGUUUACACCCCAUUCAC
This is a messenger RNA of Clarias gariepinus (North African catfish), 3548 nucleotides long. It is a transcript of the gene heatr3, whose product is annotated as HEAT repeat containing 3. The transcript has 15 exons. Lineage: Eukaryota; Metazoa; Chordata; Actinopteri; Siluriformes; Clariidae. Gene Ontology annotation, biological process: protein import into nucleus; ribosomal large subunit biogenesis. The record is from RefSeq and is a predicted model, not a curated record. The coding region runs from base 83 to 2131 and encodes 682 amino acids.